Gossypium raimondii (Peruvian cotton) is the source of this 1159-nucleotide messenger RNA. Its product is annotated as universal stress protein PHOS32. The transcript has 3 exons. Lineage: Eukaryota; Viridiplantae; Streptophyta; Magnoliopsida; Malvales; Malvaceae. The coding region runs from base 196 to 861 and encodes 221 amino acids. The record is from RefSeq and is a predicted model, not a curated record.
AGAGAAGAAAAGUUUAGAAAUUGAAGGGAAAAGUCAAAGUAAACGUAGAAGUCCAAACUUUUAACUUGUAAAUCAUCACCAUCAUCAUCAAAUCCCAUUUCUUAAGCAACCUCUGGUACCCUUGUCAACUCAAACCCCUUUCAAUUCAUUCCCUUUUUUUAUAAGGUAAACCCAGGACAAAGAAACCCCAAGAAAAUGAAUCCCUUAGAUAACAGUGACCACCCUCAGCUUCCAACGAUCAAGAUCCACCACCCAUCAUCCCCUCACCAUUCCACCUCCACCGCUACUCCCACCGCCGGUGCACGCCGUAAAAUCGGUGUAGCCGUUGACCUCUCCGAUGAAUCUGCCUUUGCCGUCCGUUGGGCCGUCCAAAACUACAUCCGAGCCGAUGAUGCUGUCGUCCUCCUCCACGUGUCUCCAACCUCCGUACUAUUUGGAGCCGAUUGGGGCCCUCUCCCCCACACCCCACAAAGCCCAGGAACGCCACAUUCCCAGCAGAAACUGGAAGACGAUUUCGAUGCCUUCACGGCGUCAAAGGCGGCGGAUUUGGCCAAACCCUUGAAGGAAGCUGGGAUUCCUUUUAAGAUCCAUAUAGUGAAAGAUCAUGAUAUGAGGGAAAGAUUGUGUCUUGAGGUGGAGAGGUUAGGGUUGAGUGCUGUUAUCAUGGGGAGUAGAGGAUUUGGAGCUGAGAAAAGAGGGAGUGAUGGCAAGUUGGGAAGUGUCAGUGAUUAUUGUGUUCAUCAUUGUGUUUGUCCUGUUGUUGUUGUUAGGUAUCCUGACGAUAAAGAUGUCGGCAAUGCCCAGCCCGUCGUGACGGUUAAGGAGGCUGAGGUGGAGGAGGAAGGUGGCAAAGAUGCUUAGGGUAAUUUCAGCUUAAUCUUAUCAGAGUACCAGCAAUGCUAGGAAUUAGCCGGAACAAAGAGAAGUCGUGAAAAUGUCCUAGUAGUUCAUGGUUAAAAUGGAAUUGAACCAAGGGUUUUUUUUUUCUCCUUUCAUCUGCUCUUUAUAUAAACUCUUAACGAUGAUGAUGUUGUAUGGUUAAUGAGGUUUCUUGAUUACAUUUUUAUGUGACUCAACUCUUUAAGGAUGUUGUGUUUUUACUGUAAUUUGAUAUACUAUGAGAUAAACAGAUAUGGUCAACAUUUGGUUUUAGUUUUUA